Messenger RNA from Rasamsonia emersonii CBS 393.64, 1701 nucleotides. Its product is annotated as Long-chain-fatty-acid--CoA ligase. The transcript has 6 exons. Gene Ontology annotation, molecular function: CoA-ligase activity. NCBI's taxonomy places the organism in Eukaryota, Fungi, Ascomycota, Eurotiomycetes, Eurotiales, Trichocomaceae. Bases 1 to 1701 code for a protein of 566 amino acids. The record is from RefSeq and is a predicted model, not a curated record.
AUGGUUUUCUAUCCUCCCGCGUCGGUUCCGCCGCUGCCUCCGGUCCCUGACGAUGUAGCGAUCUGCGACUUCAUGCUCGACGAGCGCCAUGGUCGAUAUCCCCUGGGCUACUCGCGCGACCCGUUCACCUGCGGUCUCUCCGGGAAGAGCUACUCUUUCCUCGAGGUCGUCGAGCGGGUUGACUUUCUCUCCCGUGCUCUCGCAAAGGAAUUUGGCUGGCAGCCCAACCGCGGCACGGAAUGGGAUAAGGUCGCAGGUGUCUUUAGUCUUAAUACCAUUGAUACCAUACCGCUGUUCUGGGCAAUUCAUAAGCUGUCCGGCGUUGUUUCUCCCGCGAAUGCUGCCUACUCAGCCGCCGAAUUAACUCACCAGCUGGUUGAUUCAAAGGCUCAGGCGCUUUUUACGUGCUUGCCGCUCCUUCAGACAGCGCUGGAGGCAGCAGGCAAAGCAGGCAUCUCUAGAAACCGCAUUUAUCUCUUGGAUCUGCCAGCUCAAAUCCUGGGGGGUGCAAAGGCGCCAGCAGAAUUCAAGACUGUGGACCAACUCAUCGAGGAGGGCAAGUCACUGCCCAAGCUGGAGAAGCUGAAAUGGGCUCCUGGACAAGGGGCGCGCACGACAGCCUUCCUCUGCUAUUCCAGUGGCACGUCAGGCUUACCGAUUAGCACAUACGAAAGCAAAUAUCGCGAAACUCUCAAAUCACCGGCCGAGCAAACCCCGUAUUUGGACAUCACAUUAGGUCUCCUGCCGCAGAGCCAUAUCUACGCGCUGGUGGUCGUCUGUCAUGCAGGCCCUUACCGAGGCGAUCAGGUGAUCAUUCUACCCAAGUUUGAGAUCAACUCGUUCUUGAAUGCCAUUGAAAGAUUCCGGAUCGCAUGUCUCUUCUUGGUACCACCUAUUAUCAUUACAAUGCUGCGCAACAAGGAACUUUGCAGUAAAUAUGACCUGGGAAGUGUUCGUUGGAUCUUCACGGGCGCUGCUCCACUAGGAGCGGAGACAGCUGCCGAGCUGCAGAAGCAGUAUCCGACUUGGGCAGUUAGACAAGGUUAUGGUAUGACGGAGACGGCUACUGUCGUCUGCUCAACAGCAGUGGAUGAUAUCUGGUUUGGUUCCAGCGGCUGCCUCCUUCCCGGUAUUGAGGCCCGGCUUAUUACCCCGGAUGGCAAGGAUAUCACAGAAUACGACACCCCCGGAGAGCUUUUAGUUCGGUCGCCCAGCGUGGUCUUGGGGUAUUUGAACAAUGAGAAAGCCACCAAGGAGAGCUUCAUAGACGGAUGGCUGCGUACCGGCGAUGAGGCAAUGAUCCGAUUGAGUCCGAAUAAAACCGAGCACGUAUGGAUCGUCGACAGAAUCAAGGAGCUCAUCAAGGUCAAGGGUCUGCAAGUUGCCCCCGCUGAACUUGAAGCACAUCUGCUUGAUCACCCGUUCGUGGCGGACUGCACGGUCAUCGCAGUCCCAGACGAAACCGCCGGCGAAGUUCCCAAGGCGUUCGUGGUGAAAUCGCCAGCUGCUGGUCCCGACGACGCGGCGACUGUUCGGGCCAUUCUGAAGCAUGUGGAGGAUCACAAAGCUCGCCAUAAGUGGCUCAAGGGCGGCGUUGAGUUCGUCGACGCCAUCCCCAAGAGCCCCAGCGGGAAGAUCUUGCGGCGGCUGCUCCGGGACAAGGAGAAGGACAAGAGGCGGAAGGCCGGUGUCAAGUUGUAG